CUGAGAGCGGAGUUUUCAUCAGAUUUCAAGAUGUUCUAUUGACUUUCUGCAUUUGAUCCCCUUUGACCAGUGGAAUGUUUUUAUGGAGUAAAUCUACCACAGUUCAAUUGAUUUCCCCAUUAUUGACUUCCACUUGCUCCAGCUGUCCAGCUCUCCGAGUUUGGAAACAAAGCAUAGAUGAAGACGUGUGCGUAUUUAAGUGUUCCGUGUCCAGGGAGACAGAAUGCAGCCGUGUCGGCAAACAGUCCUUCAUCAUCACGCUGGGGUGUAAUAGUGUCCUUAUGCAGUUCGCAACGCCGACGGAUUUCUGUUCCUUUUAUAAUAUCCUGAAAACCUGCCGGGGUCACAACAUAGAGCGGUCGGUGUUCAGCGAGCGGACAGAGGAGUCUUCCGCAGUGCAGUACUUCCAGUUCUACGGGUACCUGUCCCAGCAACAGAACAUGAUGCAGGACUACGUCCGGACGGGCACGUACCAGCGGGCCAUCCUGCAGAACCACAACGACUUCAAAGACAAGAUCGUCCUAGAUGUUGGCUGCGGCUCCGGCAUCCUCUCGUUCUUCGCCGCACAGGCUGGGGCAAGAAAAAUCUAUGCAGUAGAAGCCAGCACGAUGGCCCAGCACGCGGAGGUUUUAGUGAAAAGCAACAACCUCACGGACCGGAUCGUCGUCAUCCCCGGCAAGGUGGAGGAAAUCUCGCUUCCCGAACAAGUGGACAUAAUUAUCUCGGAGCCAAUGGGGUACAUGCUCUUCAACGAACGCAUGCUGGAAAGCUAUCUGCAUGCCAAGAAGUACUUAAAGCCCAGUGGUAACAUGUUCCCCACGAUCGGCGACGUGCACCUGGCCCCAUUCACGGACGAGCAGCUCUACAUGGAGCAGUUUACAAAGGCCAAUUUCUGGUAUCAGCCGUCCUUUCACGGUGUGGACUUGUCAGCACUUAGAGGAGCCGCGGUAGAUGAGUAUUUUAGACAGCCUGUUGUGGACACCUUUGAUAUCAGGAUUUUAAUGGCGAAGUCUGUUAAAUAUACCGUCAACUUCUUAGAAGCCAAAGAAGGCGAUUUGCACAGGAUAGAAAUCCCAUUCAAGUUCCACAUGUUGCAUUCAGGUCUAGUCCACGGCUUGGCGUUCUGGUUCGAUGUAGCCUUCAUCGGUUCAAUGAUGACCGUGUGGCUCUCGACGGCCCCCACCGAGCCGCUGACCCACUGGUACCAGGUCCGGUGCCUGUUUCAGUCUCCGCUUUUCGCCAAAGCCGGGGACACGCUCUCAGGGACGUGCCUGCUCAUCGCCAACAAGAGACAAAGCUACGACAUCAGUAUUGUCGCCCAGGUGGAUCAGACGGGUUCCAAGUCCAGCAAUCUUCUCGACUUGAAAAACCCCUUCUUCAGGUACACGGGCACGACUCCUUCCCCCCCGCCGGGCUCCCACUACACGUCUCCGUCAGAGAACAUGUGGAACACGGGCAGCGCCUACAAUAUGAACACGGGGAUGGGCGUGGCCGGGAUGCCCACGGCCUACGACCUCAGCAGUGUUAUUACCGGCGGCUCUAAUGUCGGCCACAACUUGAUUCCUCUAGCGGCCAACGCGGGGAUUGUCAAUCACACGCACUCCAGGAUGGGCUCCAUCAUGAGCACCGGCAUCGUCCCAGGCUCCUCCGGCAGCCAGAGUGGAGGUGGUUCGAGCGCUCACUACCCGGUCAACAGCCAGUUCACUAUGGGGGGCCCCGCCAUCUCCAUGGCCUCCCCCAUGUCCAUCACCACCAACACAAUGCAUUAUGGGAGCUAAACCACCUCCGCCCGGAGGUCUCUGAACUGACAGUGCCAGGAAACCAAAUGAAGACGCCCCCUCCGCCCCGCCAGCCGGCUCGCUGGGGCCAUUUUUACCGGCCCAUGAGCCCAACCCGCCCCUCGGCUCCUCCGCUCUUUGAUAUCGGACUUGAACAGUUUUUUAUGAAAUGUCGAACCUCAGAUUCUCCGCCCGCGUCGAGCCCCAAGCGCUAGCUGCCCCCUGCCACCCGAUCAUGUAGCAAGUCCUGUUAGUUCACCACCUUCCGUAACAGCCGGGGCUGCGGGGGCCAGGCCGGCCGGUGGCACCAGGGCACCUGCCUGGGCUUUGUGCAGAGAUGACUGGCGGCCCCGCGAUUCCUUCCUAGCCGCUGCUUGGGGGCUUUCAGGCCUGGCUCCCUGCUGGGGCGGGCGCUUGUUCUACCAGGAGUCCAGUGGCGGAGCCCCUGCCCCCAGCCUCUUUGGGGAGGGUCUUUUAUCACCCCAGCCCUGGUCUCUGCUGAUGCCCGAGGCGGGGGCCUGGCUGCUCACCAAGACAGCUGUGACCAGCAGGCCUGGUACCUGCCUUGCAGGAAAUGCCGGUGUGCCAGGAGAGCAUUCAGCACACCUUGAAUGUCCCAAACUCCCUUGUGCCCUGGGGAGCAGCUGUGCCCAUCUGCUGCCAGCUCCACGGCCCCUCUGAGCAGCUGGGUCACCCUGCCCCCUCCUCCUGGCAGGGCAGAGCUGAGCCAGCCUGGGCUCUGGCCCUGCGCUGCUGCCAGGGCCUGGAGUGCGGGAGCCCCCGUAGCCCCUCUAGGACAGUGCAGUGUAACCGGCACCCAGGGAGAGCGCGGAUUGGUUUUCCUUUUGUUUCCUUUCCAAGAGCCCCCCCCUUGGUGAUUCUCGAAAGGAUUUUGCAGGGCCCCCUCUGGAGAAAACGAAAUAAAGGAAUUGUGUGUUU
This is a messenger RNA of Chelonoidis abingdonii (Abingdon island giant tortoise), 2717 nucleotides long. RefSeq names its product coactivator associated arginine methyltransferase 1 (gene CARM1). Gene Ontology annotation, molecular function: histone H3R2 methyltransferase activity. The record is from RefSeq and is a predicted model, not a curated record. Gene Ontology annotation, biological process: chromatin remodeling; peptidyl-arginine methylation, to asymmetrical-dimethyl arginine. NCBI's taxonomy places the organism in Eukaryota, Metazoa, Chordata, Testudines, Testudinidae.